Messenger RNA from Panicum hallii, 2064 nucleotides. RefSeq lists its product as uncharacterized. Gene Ontology annotation, cellular component: nucleus. Gene Ontology annotation, molecular function: transcription corepressor activity. NCBI's taxonomy places the organism in Eukaryota, Viridiplantae, Streptophyta, Magnoliopsida, Poales, Poaceae. Gene Ontology annotation, biological process: negative regulation of DNA-templated transcription. The record is from RefSeq and is a predicted model, not a curated record. The transcript has 6 exons. The coding region runs from base 31 to 1761 and encodes 576 amino acids.
GAUCGGGAGAGGUGGAGGCCGGCGAGGGCGAUGGAGGAGGAGGUGACGGGGAGCGGCGGGGGGAUUGGGAGGAAGAUGGCUGCGGGGGAGGUGGAGCUGAAGGAGAAGUCGGGGACGGCGUGGAGCCACUCGUACCUGAACCAGAAGCCGUGGCACCCGCUCUCGUACCCAAACCAGCGCCGCAAGUGGAUCGCCGAGCAGGUCCACGCCAACCGCGCGCGCCGCCAGGAGGAGGUGCAGCGGGAGUUUGCGCAGGAGCAGGAGUUCUUCCGGCAGACCUCGCUCUUUUCCAAGAAGGACAAGGAGAAGAUGGAGGUAAUGAAAGCUGUGAGUUUUAUGUACGUGCGCCCACCUGGCUACAAUGCAGAGAGUGCAAAAGCUGCUGAAAUUGAAGAUGAGAAGAAAAAGUCAGAUCCAGGUGACAUGGCUCAAGGUGCAGCAGCAGCAAGUACCUCUUCAAUGCCUGACAAGGGACCUGAAAAGACUCAAGCAGGUGCAGAUAAGAAAAAUAGACCAAAAGAUGUUUUUGGUCGGCCAUUGCCAACAGAACAAGAAUUCGAGGUUCUCAAAAAUGCUCCAAGGUUAGAAACAGGUGCUCCUGUAAGAAUUAAGCCAUUUGGAGUUGAAGUUCGUAAUGUUAGAUGUUUAAGGUGUGGAAACUAUGGUCAUCAAAGUGGUGACCGGGAAUGUCCAUUGAAGGAUGUGAUCAUGCCUAACGAGGAGAGUCGAUUGAAAAGGGAUGAUCCACUUACAACUAUUAUGGCACAGACUGAUUCAAGUGAGCCUUUGAAAUGGGAACUUAAGCAAAAGCCUGGCAUGAGCCCUCCUCGUGGUGGAUUCGACCCAGAUGAUCCUAAUCAGCAGAUUGUGGCAGAAGACAUCUUUGAUGAAUAUGGAGGUUUUCUGGGCAACUGUGAUAUUCCAGCUCUCAUUUCCAACUUUACUGCUAGCAAAUCCAAGAAACGUUCCAAGAAGAAAAGCAAGCAUAAGCAGGUUGAAUCUGCUAUUCUUAAGGAAUCCAGUAGACAUGAAAGCAGUUACCAUUUAUCAUCGGACUCUGAAGAUGAGAAGAGAAACAAUACAUCAAGAAGCAAAAGAAGGAAAAAAUAUUGUUCUGAUUCAUCACGUUCUGAUUCUGAGGUGGAUGCUAGAAAAGGCAAGCAUAAGUCAAAGCAUAAGCAUAAGAAAAAACACCAGUCAGAGUCUUCUUCUGAUUCAGAAGUUGAGGUUGGUGAAGAUACAAGGAGGCAUCUGAAGAGGGAACACAGGAAGGAGAAAAGAGAGGAGUCACCAUCGUCCUUCUCUAAGGAUAAAGGAGACACAGAAAGCAAGAGGCAUUCAAGGCGUUCAAGGGAGAAGCGCCACUACAGUUAUUCAUUGAGUUCUUCUGAGAGUGAGAAGCAUUCUCUACGACACAAGGAAAAACAAUAUUACAGUGAGUCGAGUUCUGGUCGGAGCCAUCGACACUCAAGGAGAUUGAGGGAAAAGAGAUAUGACAGCGAGUCAAGUUCUCCUGACGCCAACAGGCGGCCGAGGAGAUCAAUGGAGAAGCAGCGCCAUACUGAUUUGAGCCCGCAUCAUACCGACAGGCAUUCACAGAGAUCAAGCGGUAAGCGAGACUAUACUGAGUCGAGCCGUUAUGAAAGCAAUAGACAUUCAAGGAGAUCCCGGGAGAAACGACUCUACUCUGAUCCUAGCGCCUCUGAUUACUCAGACUCUGAUCGGCACAACAAACACCGCCAUCAUCCUAGGAGAAAUUGAUCCGCACGGCGUAUGUAAAUUGCCCACUCCACAGUGUAUAUCUGGGGAUCACUUUCUGAAGAUCACCAGGAUCCACUUGAGUCUGGUAUUUGGUGACCGCCUCAGGGCCGCCCUCUGUGAUGUAACAGUAAUGUAGUUGUUCCUUAACGAUUGUAUUGUCGUAGCAUGUGAUAGGGGUCCCAGAAUGUUGGUGGUGGUUUAAUUUUGUGCGUCAGGCUGCGUUUGGGCUUUGGUGCUGUGGACUCGCUAAUAAACUUUUUUUUGGGUGAAAUAUAACGCUUCUUUGCGUGAAUUUUUCCCAAA